CUCAACCGCCAACUAAGUUACGAUCUGCAAUGUCACGCAGGGGAAGUUUCGCACCACUUUAUUUAUAGGAAACUGGAUUCGCGUCUCCACACGUCCGGGUGCCGCCUGGCUGUGCGGCCUGAAAUGAGACGCGCCCGCGGCUUUUGACGGGAAUUCCGCUUGUUUUUUUGUUUUUUUUUUACCCCCCCCGAGCCGCAGCCGAACGUCGCCUCAUGUUUUCGUCGAGCCAGGAGGAGCACUGCGCCCCGUCCAAAGACCCGGUGAAGUACGGGGAGCUGGUGGUGCUCGGGUACAAUGGCUCCCUGCCCAACGGAGACCGCGGUAGACGGAAAAGCAGAUUUGCUCUGUACCGGAGGACCAAAGCCAACGGUGUGAAGCCCAGCACUGUGCACAUCCUCAACUCGCCGCAGGCCAGCAAGGCGGUGAGCUGCAAAGGCCAGCACAGCAUCUCCUACACGCUGUCCAGGAACCAGACGGUGGUGGUGGAGUACAGCCAUGACAAGGACACCGACAUGUUCCAGAUCGGCCGUUCCACCGAGAGCCCCAUAGACUUCGUGGUCACCGACACGAUCGCUGGAGGCCAGGAGGGGGAGGAGACUCCCAUCACGCAGAGCACCAUCUCCCGCUUCGCCUGCCGGGUCGUCUGCGAGCGCAACCCGCCCUUCACCGCCCGCAUCUACGCAGCCGGGUUCGACUCCUCCAAAAACAUCUUCCUCGGGGAAAAAGCUGCGAAAUGGAAAAACCCUGACGGUCACAUGGACGGCCUGACGACCAACGGCGUGCUGGUGAUGCACCCCAAGGGCGGCUUCACGGAGGAGUCCAAGCCGGGCGUGUGGCGGGAGAUCUCGGUGUGCGGCGACGUGUACACGCUGCGGGAGACGCGGUCGGCCCAGACGCCGGGGAAGCUGGUGGAGAACGAGAGCAACGUCCUGCAGGACGGCUCCCUGGUGGACCUGUGCGGCGCCACCCUGCUGUGGCGCACGGCCGAGGGCCUGUUCCACACGCCCACCCAGAAGCACCUGGAGGCGCUGCGGCAGGAGAUCAACGCGGCGCGGCCGCAGUGCCCCGUGGGCCUCAACACGCUGGCCUUCCCCAGCAUGCAGCGCAGCCGCGCCCUGUCCUCGCUGGAGGACAAGCAGCCCUGGGUGUACCUGGCGUGCGGCCACGUGCACGGCUACCACAACUGGGGCCACCGCUCGGAGCAGGAGCCCAACGCGCAGCGCGAGUGCCCCAUGUGCCGGGUGGUGGGGCCCUACGUGCCGCUGUGGCUGGGCUGCGAGCCCGCCUUCUACGUGGACACGGGCGCACCCACGCACGCCUUCGUGCCGUGCGGACACGUGUGCUCGGAGAAGUCGGUCAAGUACUGGGCGGAGAUCCCGCUGCCCCACGGCACCCACGCCUUCCACGCCGCCUGCCCCUUCUGCGCCACGCAGCUCAGCCUCGCCCAGGGCUGCUCCAAGCUCAUCUUCCAGGGCCCGGUGGACUGAGCCGCGCCGCCGCGCACGGCAGGCGCCAACACGCUGUGAAACUGUCGACAUUAUUUAGUCCACUGUGAGACGCGGAGCGCCGGACUACCGGUUCGGCUCUCCUGCCGGCCGAGCGCCCGCCGGGUUCAAGACGGCCGGAAAGAGCCGAGGUCGCCGUAGCAAGGAGCCGAUUUCACUCACGAUUCAGACUGAACCAAAUAGCCGGGAGGC
Molecule: messenger RNA, 1697 nt
Organism: Salarias fasciatus (jewelled blenny)
Lineage: Eukaryota; Metazoa; Chordata; Actinopteri; Blenniiformes; Blenniidae
Gene: peli2
Product: pellino E3 ubiquitin protein ligase family member 2
Exons: 6
Coding region: 213-1487 (424 amino acids)
Biological process (GO): regulation of Toll signaling pathway; protein polyubiquitination
Molecular function (GO): ubiquitin protein ligase activity; protein binding
Source: RefSeq, a predicted model, not a curated record